AUGGAGAGAAACUUUAUAGGAGACGCGCCCAGAGAGUACACACAGGAAAGAAUCCCGGAAAUGGACAAAAAUCUGAGAUUCUACUUAAAAAAAGAGAUAAGAAACUAUACAGACAUGCACCCAGAUGAGAUAAUAGCAAAAAUAGAGGCGAUAAGCCAGGAAAACAUUCCAAACCCCAGAGAGGAGCUGCAGAACAUGCUCCAGCCAGAACUUGGGGAGAGGGCGCAGACGUUUGUAAACAGGCUGUUUGGAUACCAGAAGAGAAUGUGCCGCGACAACGGACACUGCAGGAGGCCUGGGUGCUAUUUCAAGCACACGCCGGUAGGGCUCCCCAUGAUGGAAAUCGACGAAAGGCCUGCGUUUAACCCCCGGGAAGAGCGGCAUCUAAACACGCCAAAGGCAAUUCAGGACAAGCAGCGAAGAAUAGUUGAAAUACUCAGCAAAAGAGCAGACCUGCCUGCGGAUGUGCGGUCGCUGAUAGACCAGCUGAGGCGGCUUAUAUGUCGAGGCCGCCCCAUGCACAGCGCUUCUGGAACAGAAGCCAGCACGCGUUUUAUUAUAAACAACAGACAAGAUUGGAUGACAAACGAGCACCUGCACACAUACCCCGGAGUAGUAAAUGUGUUUGAAAACGGCGUGAUUGAGUGUGCUACGCGGCAGGACGCAGAGAGAGUCUUCAAUAUAAUCUACAAAAUAGACAAAAACAGCCAGCCCAUGUGGGUUGAGUAG
Messenger RNA from Nematocida major, 729 nucleotides. RefSeq lists its product as uncharacterized. The record is from RefSeq and is a predicted model, not a curated record. Lineage: Eukaryota; Fungi; Microsporidia. The transcript has a single exon. Bases 1 to 729 code for a protein of 242 amino acids.